Messenger RNA from Prosopis cineraria, 1427 nucleotides. Its product is annotated as ribonuclease 2-like. Gene Ontology annotation, molecular function: RNA binding; ribonuclease T2 activity. The coding region runs from base 157 to 1086 and encodes 309 amino acids. Gene Ontology annotation, cellular component: extracellular region. The record is from RefSeq and is a predicted model, not a curated record. Lineage: Eukaryota; Viridiplantae; Streptophyta; Magnoliopsida; Fabales; Fabaceae. Gene Ontology annotation, biological process: RNA catabolic process. The transcript has 8 exons.
CUGGUCCAAUUAUUAAUUUGUUAUUCAAUGGUGUGACCCAUACCAAAAGAUCCGUCUAGCUUGAUCUUUCAUAGACGAACACGCACCGUGCCUAACUGUAUUAUUUAUAGCGACGGCUGCAACGACCUUCAGAUUUUGAAGCCUCUCUCACAACCAAUGGCUUCGUUCUCUGCUCAAACCCGCGUUGUUAUUCUUCCAUGGCUAUUGCUCGCAGCCAUUGUGGAUUCAAUAUGUGCGAUUGAGCAGGUGAACGGAAGCAUCCAAGAAGGUCAACGAGAGUUUGAUUACUUUGCCUUGGCGCUGCAAUGGCCUGGCACCUAUUGCCGGCGCACCCGCCAUUGUUGCUCCUUCAAUGCUUGUUGCAGAGGCUCAAAUGCUCCAACAGAAUUUACCAUUCAUGGACUCUGGCCCGAUUACAAUGAUGGAACUUGGCCAUCCUGUUGCUCCCGAUCUUAUUUUGAUCCAAAAGAGAUAUCAACAUUGACUAAUGCUUUAGAUAAAUAUUGGCCAUCAUUAAGUUGUGGUUCACCAUCAACGUGUCAUGGUACGAAAGGGACAUUUUGGGCUCAUGAGGUACUCAUUGGAAAUUGCUUAGUUUUAAUUUAUCAUCUAGAUUACUAUGAAACUAAUGAUUUUUCAUCUUUUUGUUUCUGGGGCUAUCACGUUUGCACACAUUGGCAGUGGGAGAAGCAUGGCACAUGCUCAUUUCCUGUGUUUCGAGAUGAAUACAAUUAUUUCUUGACAACACUGAAUGUCUAUUUCAAAUAUAAUGUGACUAGAGUUCUAAAUGAAGCUGGAUUUGUUCCUUCUAAUAGAGAAAAAUAUCCCCUUGGAGGCAUUACCUCUGCCAUUGAGAAUGCCUUCCAUACAUCUCCUCAAGUAGUUUGCUCACAUGGUGCACUGCAGGAAAUCCGUCUAUGCUUCUAUAAAGACUUCAAGCCACGAGAUUGUGUAGUUGCAUCUGACAAUAAAAUUGACAUGGUUACUUCAAAAUCAUUGUGUCCCAAAUAUGUCAGCCUGCCAGAGCAUGUGUCAUCUGAGAGGGGUGGACAUCAAGGUUGGUUUCCUGAUAAUGAAGCUCUGUAGGGUUCUGCUGGGAUGAUUGAUUCUGUCUGUAACUUAAAACAUUAACUCAUCAGUUGGUGAGAUGCUGUCCUAUGUGUUAUAAUUUGGAGGGACAAGAAUAAAGCAUAUGCAAGCUAAACUUGACUUGUGAAUUGAAGAGUAGGUAUGGGCAUGGCCUUGAGUACUGUGUUGUGCUCCAUGUGAAUCCUGCGUUGAAAUGGGAUUCAUGCAUGAUUAUUUGGGAUUAUUCUUUGAAGAAAAUUACAUUUAGCACUUGACAAAAAUUAUGUUAAAAAUCAUCAAGUUGUAAUUAAUUACUAAUUGCCCUCAAUGAUCAAAAGUUAUUAUCUUGUUUUACGAAA